Messenger RNA from Exophiala xenobiotica, 1619 nucleotides. RefSeq lists its product as uncharacterized. Bases 155 to 1336 code for a protein of 393 amino acids. Gene Ontology annotation, biological process: ergosterol biosynthetic process. Gene Ontology annotation, molecular function: C-4 methylsterol oxidase activity; iron ion binding. NCBI's taxonomy places the organism in Eukaryota, Fungi, Ascomycota, Eurotiomycetes, Chaetothyriales, Herpotrichiellaceae. The record is from RefSeq and is a predicted model, not a curated record. The transcript has a single exon.
UGGACUCGCUUUGACCAGCCGGCGACGAGUACGAAAUUCCCUUUUUGUCACAUUCGUUUUGCGCAGUCUCUCCUCUAAGCGAGCCAAAGCAUCGGCAUUCCAUAUCCUCAAUAUUGAUGCUGUGACGUCUGAAUUACUGUGGCAUCACUCCUCAAUGGUUUCCUACAACCCCGCCUGCUACCUCCCUCAAUCGUGGUCAUCCCAACUCCCCAAUGCCAUCGCCUGCCCACCACCUCCGUCCUACUUCUCAACUGCUUACACCUACGCAACAUCACCUUUCUCCUCAACAUACAACACCCUGCGCACCAUGAUCGACGCGCUGCUCGGCCUGCCCAUGCUGAGCUUCCUCCUCAUCCCGACGUUUUCCUCGUACUCGACCUCUCUAAACCUGCUCUUCUUCUAUCUCACAUGGUCGACGCUGGUCCUCUCCCAUCCACCGUUGCGUGUGGAAAUCGUCGCGACCCUCGCCGUCAGAACUUUGUUCUACAUCCUCCCCUCGACGUUCUUCCUGCUCUUCGACGCCCUACUACCCUCCGCGGCCGAGAGCCUCAAAGCGCUCGGCGAUACGGCGCUCCCGUUCAAGAAUGCAAGCCGUGAGCGCACAAUGCGUACGCUGCGUGUACUCGGCUGGUCGGUCUUGAAUAUCCUCCUUGGCGUGACUAUUCAAGCCCUGGUCGAAGUCCUGUUCACACGCGUUCUGCUCAUCCGCUCCGCAUUGCGCGUGACCACGGCGCUGCCUUUACCAUUUGGCAUAUUGAAAGACCUUGCCCGAGGCUAUCUCCUUCGCGAGGUAGUGACAUACGUUUUGCACCGGUAUGCUCUGCACGAAUCGAAGAACAGCCUGUCCCGCGCGCAUAAUGAGUGGUAUCACUCUCUCUCGACGCCGUUUCCCUUAGCGGGAACUUACGAUCACCCGCUCGCAUACCUUGUCCGGAGUUUCCUGCCGACGUACCUACCCGCCGUACUCUUCCGCUUCCAUUUGAUUACCUAUGUUAUCUAUAUGGCGAUGGUGUCUCUUGAAGAGACGUUCGCGUAUAGUGGGUAUAGUACGGUCCCGACUAAUUUUAUUCUCGGUGGGAUGGCACGCCGGACGGAUACGCACAUGUUGUGCGGCGGAGAUGGGAAUUUCGGGCCUUGGGGCCUUGUGGAUUGGAUCAUGGGCACGAGUGUGGGAGCGGAUGUGCUUGAUGAUGUUGUGGCCGAGGCGGACAAGCACGAUGUCCCCGCAAGAAUAGAUAAGAUGAAGAGUAAGGCAGGGAAGAAGGUAAAUGGGAAGAUUGAGGAUGCGAAGAACGUAGGAGGACGCAGGCGGACCAGACGCAGGAGCAGCAGUUGAGGAGGUUGAACAAGAGUUGUGAUGCAGAGCCCUCCUGCUCCGAAGGGUCCGGUGUUGAGGUCUGUUGAGCGCAAUUUUUUGAGCAGUUGUGUGUUGACCCUGACAUGUUCCACGCUUUGGUGCGUCAGGGCAAAGUUUCUGACGGUAUAUAAUGAGUAUGAACGGCGGGCACGAUAGCGAAAGAUUGGAUACCCCAUUUUCUUUACUGGAGUAUAGCAGCUAUGGCGAAAAGCAAUGUUUCUGGUUAGGGUAUUAUUUUCAUCAAUGGAUCUUGGACCCUUCA